Molecule: messenger RNA, 2252 nt
Organism: Schistosoma bovis
Lineage: Eukaryota; Metazoa; Platyhelminthes; Trematoda; Strigeidida; Schistosomatidae
Source: the annotation of a GenBank genome assembly
AUUCAAGACAAAGAAGGUAUUCCUCCUGACCAACAACGUUUGAUAUUCGCUGGUAAGCAGUUGGAAGAUGGACGUACUCUGUCUGACUACAACAUCCAGAAAGAGUCGACUCUGCAUCUUGUCCUUCGUCUGCGUGGUGGAAUGCAAAUCUUUGUGAAGACGUUGACUGGUAAGACGAUCACGUUGGAGGUUGAGCCUAGUGACACUAUUGAGAAUGUGAAAGCUAAAAUUCAAGACAAAGAAGGUAUUCCUCCUGACCAACAACGUUUGAUAUUCGCUGGUAAGCAGUUGGAAGAUGGACGUACUCUGUCUGACUACAACAUCCAGAAAGAGUCGACUCUGCAUCUUGUCCUUCGUCUGCGUGGUGGAAUGCAAAUCUUUGUGAAGACGUUGACUGGUAAGACGAUCACGUUGGAGGUUGAGCCUAGUGACACUAUUGAGAAUGUGAAAGCUAAAAUUCAAGACAAAGAAGGUAUUCCUCCUGACCAACAACGUUUGAUAUUCGCUGGUAAGCAGUUGGAAGAUGGACGUACUCUGUCUGACUACAACAUCCAGAAGGAGUCGACUCUGCAUCUUGUCCUUCGUCUGCGUGGUGGAAUGCAAAUCUUUGUGAAGACGUUGACUGGUAAGACGAUCACGUUGGAGGUUGAGCCUAGUGACACUAUUGAGAAUGUGAAAGCUAAAAUUCAAGACAAAGAAGGUAUUCCUCCUGACCAACAACGUUUGAUAUUCGCUGGUAAGCAGUUGGAAGAUGGACGUACUCUGUCUGACUACAACAUCCAGAAAGAGUCGACUCUGCAUCUUGUCCUUCGUCUGCGUGGUGGAAUGCAAAUCUUUGUGAAGACGUUGACUGGUAAGACGAUCACGUUGGAGGUUGAGCCUAGUGACACUAUUGAGAAUGUGAAAGCUAAAAUUCAAGACAAAGAAGGUAUUCCUCCUGACCAACAACGUUUGAUAUUCGCUGGUAAGCAGUUGGAAGAUGGACGUACUCUGUCUGACUACAACAUCCAGAAAGAGUCGACUCUGCAUCUUGUCCUUCGUCUGCGUGGUGGAAUGCAAAUCUUUGUGAAGACGUUGACUGGUAAGACGAUCACGUUGGAGGUUGAGCCUAGUGACACUAUUGAGAAUGUGAAAGCUAAAAUUCAAGACAAAGAAGGUAUUCCUCCUGACCAACAACGUUUGAUAUUCGCUGGUAAGCAGUUGGAAGAUGGACGUACUCUGUCUGACUACAACAUCCAGAAAGAGUCGACUCUGCAUCUUGUCCUUCGUCUGCGUGGUGGAAUGCAAAUCUUUGUGAAGACGUUGACUGGUAAGACGAUCACGUUGGAGGUUGAGCCUAGUGACACUAUUGAGAAUGUGAAAGCUAAAAUUCAAGACAAAGAAGGUAUUCCUCCUGACCAACAACGUUUGAUAUUCGCUGGUAAGCAGUUGGAAGAUGGACGUACUCUGUCUGACUACAACAUCCAGAAGGAGUCGACUCUGCAUCUUGUCCUUCGUCUGCGUGGUGGAAUGCAAAUCUUUGUGAAGACGUUGACUGGUAAGACGAUCACGUUGGAGGUUGAGCCUAGUGACACUAUUGAGAAUGUGAAAGCUAAAAUUCAAGACAAAGAAGGUAUUCCUCCUGACCAACAACGUUUGAUAUUCGCUGGUAAGCAGUUGGAAGAUGGACGUACUCUGUCUGACUACAACAUCCAGAAGGAGUCGACUCUGCAUCUUGUCCUUCGUCUGCGUGGUGGAAUGCAAAUCUUUGUGAAGACGUUGACUGGUAAGACGAUCACGUUGGAGGUUGAGCCUAGUGACACUAUUGAGAAUGUGAAAGCUAAAAUUCAAGACAAAGAAGGUAUUCCUCCUGACCAACAACGUUUGAUAUUCGCUGGUAAGCAGUUGGAAGAUGGACGUACUCUGUCUGACUACAACAUCCAGAAAGAGUCGACUCUGCAUCUUGUCCUUCGUCUGCGUGGUGGAAUGCAAAUCUUUGUGAAGACGUUGACUGGUAAGACGAUCACGUUGGAGGUUGAGCCUAGUGACACUAUUGAGAAUGUGAAAGCUAAAAUUCAAGACAAAGAAGGUAUUCCUCCUGACCAACAACGUUUGAUAUUCGCUGGUAAGCAGUUGGAAGAUGGACGUACUCUGUCUGACUACAACAUCCAGAAAGAGUCAACCUUACAUCUUGUUCUGCGCCUACGUGGAGGCAUGUGAUUUCUGUUAAAGUAAAAUUAAAAAAUAAAUUUUAGUUUGAUUUUAUUUCUAAA